AUCCAACAUCUCAUGAAUUUCGUUUUGAUAAGUCAACAAAAAAGUGUGAAUUUUAAACAAAAUAUUUUAUAAAAUAACGAAUAAUUGAAGUGAUGUCGGAAUCAGUUCCUUGUUUAUUAUUACCACAUAAGAGAGUUGUCGAAAACACGAGAGAAAGUCAAGUAUUGCUAUGGAUUUGGAAUAUUCUUCAGGAGAUCAGUGAAUUCGAUUACGAACAGUAUCUCAGAGAUGGUGUGGUUCUGUGCCGAUUAAUGAAUGCUAUAAAGAGUGGUGCAAUAAAAGGUGAGAUCACUUCGGGAACUAAUAUGAAGCAAAAGCGAGAGAAUAUCAACAACUUUCUGAAGGCGUGCUCUGCCUAUGGAGUGGCCAAAGAGUGUCUGUUUGAAGUCGAGGACCUCUUACUGCUGCAGAACAUCCCAAAAGUGACGCGUUGUAUCUUCGCGUUGGGAAAACUGGCGGCAGAGAAUUAUGAUGGCCCGGAGUUGGGCGACGAACCGUACGAACCAUUGGAUCCCAAAUCGCUAAGACGUGGAGGAAUGCCAUACGGCGAUGACAUAUAUGUGGCGCACGUCAACACCGGAGACAUUAAGAAAAUGAUUUUUUCGCAUAAUUAAAAAAUAAUAAUAAUUAAAUACAAACCGUACGAUAAAUGCUAACUUCUGUAAACUCCAGACAACUCCAGUCCAAUGUGUGUUUCAAUAUUUUUAUUGUAUUCUCAAAUAAACA
This is a messenger RNA of Oppiella nova, 726 nucleotides long. The record is from the annotation of a GenBank genome assembly. Lineage: Eukaryota; Metazoa; Arthropoda; Arachnida; Sarcoptiformes; Oppiidae.